Molecule: messenger RNA, 654 nt
Organism: Megachile rotundata (alfalfa leafcutting bee)
Lineage: Eukaryota; Metazoa; Arthropoda; Insecta; Hymenoptera; Megachilidae
Source: RefSeq, a predicted model, not a curated record
UAGGGAAAAUGGCGGCCGCGGGGAAUCUGGUUUCUAAUUCCAUUGGCAUAUUAAAUAAUGGAUUUAACUGGACUGCUACGCAAAUAAAAUCGGCAUGUCCUCACAAAAGAAAAAAAAUGGAAGAAGAUGGCGAUGGAGAAAAAUUUCCAGGAGUAGGUCCAAAAUCAUCAGACGAUCCAUCUGGAGCUCCAGGAACAGGUCCAGACGACCCGGGAUCACCUGGAGCUCCAGGAACAGGUCCAAGAUCUCCCUACGAUUCUCCCGAUAAAGUUUGUCCGUCUAUGAAACCCGAAUGUUUCAUAAGAAUGCAGGAUCCUUUGGCGCCCUGCUGUUGCGACACCAAACCGAAACCUCCCCCUUGUCCUCCCAAACAGGGUCCUCAAGAGCCACGUGAACCAAUAUGCGACUGCGAUCUUUGUCAGAAAAAUCCGUAUCAUGAAAAAUGUUGCGACAAGAGUAAACACCUUCGUGGUAUAACUAUUGAUCGCGGAUAUUUUGAGAAAGCAUAAUUUGUUCUCAACAAGCGGUAUGCAAAAUUAGGAUGUUGAGUAAACGUGCUUCCAUUUUAUUUUCAAGUGGAUGGCUUCAGACAUCACACUAACGAUAAAUAUUUUUCAUGCAGUUACGUUUGAAGGUUGGAUAAAUACCGGCCAU